AUGUUUUUGUAUUCACUGAAGCCCAACUUGGUGGCCCGGAAAAAACCUAACCCGUCUCAGUCCUCUGUGAGGACCUCUAACCCGUCUCCGUCCUCUGUGAGGACCUCUAACCCGUCUCCGUCCUCUGUGAGGACCUCUACCCCGUCUCCGUCCUCUGUGAGGACCUCUACCCCGUCUCCGUCUUCUGACCUCUACCCCGUCUCCGUCUUCUGUGAGGACCCCGACUCCGUCUCAGUCCUCUGUGAGGACCACUAUCCCGUCUCCGUCUUCUGUGAGAACCUCUACCCCGUCUCCGUCUUCUGUGAGGACCUCUACCCCGUCUCCGUCUUCUGUGAGAACCUCUACCCCGUCUCAGUCCUCUGUGAGGACCUCUAUCCCGUCUCCGUCUUCUGUGAGGACCUCUACCCCGUCUCAGUCCUCUGUGAGGACCUCUACCCCAUCUCCGUCUACUGUGAGGACCCCGACUCCGUCUCAGUCCUCUGUGAGGACCUCUAUCCCGUCUCCGUCUUCUGUGAGAACCUCUACCCCGUCUCAGUACUCUGUGAGGACCUCUACCCCAUCUCCGUCUACUGUGAGGACCUCUACCCCGUCUCAGUCCUCUGUGAGGACCUCUACCCCAUCUCCGUCUACUGUGAGGACCUCUACUCCGUCUCAGUCCUCUAUGAGGACCUCUACCCCAUCUCAGUCCUCUGUAUGGACCUCUACCCCGUCUCCGUCUUCUGUGAGGACCUCUACCCCGUCUCAGUCCUCUGUGAGGACCUCUACCCCGUCUCUGUCUUCUGUGAGGACCUCUACCCCGUCUCCGUCCUCUGUGAGGACCUCUACCCCGUCUCCGUCUUCUGUGAGGACCCCGACUCCGUCUCAUCCUCUGUGAGGACCUCUAACCCGUCUCCGUCCUCUGUGAGGACCUCUACCCCGUCUCCGUCUUCUGUGAGGACCCCGACUCCGUCUCAGUCCUCUGUGAGGACCUCUACCCCGUCUCCGUCUUCUGUGAGGACCCCGACUCCGUCUCAGUCCUCUGUGAGGACCUCUAACCCGUCUCCGUCCUCUGUGAGGACCUCUAACCCGUCUCCGUCCUCUGUGAGGACCUCUACCCCGUCUCCGUCUUCUGUGAGGACCCCGACUCCGUCUCAGUCCUCUGUGAGGACCUCUACCCCGUCUCCGUCUUCUGUGAGGACCUCUACCCCAUCUCAGUCCUCUGUGAGGACCUCUACCCCGUCUCUGUCUUCUGUGAGGACCUCUACCCCGUCUCAGUCCUCUGUGAGGACCUCUACCCCGUCUCUGUCUUCUGUGAGGACCUCUACCCCGACUCUGUGUUCUGUGAGGACCUCUAGCCCUUCUCCAUCCUCCGUGAGGACGCCUAUCCUGUCUCCAUCCUCUGAAAUAAGCCCUAGUCCCUCUCCAUCUUCUGAGAGCAGCCUGAGUCCCUCUUUAUCUGCUGUGAGGAGCCCUAGCAUCGCUUCAUCCUCUGGGAUCCCAGCACACACCUGCGAGACAGUUUCAUCUGGGGAGUCUGGAAUGUCCCUGCUACAGUCAGCAGCAGCGGGGGAUGCAGCUAAUUUCUGGUUGCCAAGUGAGAUGAGGAAAACCAUACCUGUGCAAGAUCAAAGAUGGAUUUCUAAUACCCUCUUUGGCUCUGGAAAACUGCGACCAGAUUUGAAGCUCUGGUAUAACCCCCCUGUGCCAGCCCUGAUCUACCACCAGAUACCAACACCUGAUCGUUUUUUUUCCCAUCGGCUUAUGGUGUGGAUGCCGUACCAUCAGUGGAAGGUCCGGGUGUUCUGCCGAGGUUGUGGGAAGCAUCUUACAGGUGCUGGUAUCCACAAAAGGGCUCGGAAGGUCCUGGAUAUUGAUAGGUUUUACCUGCUUGUGACAGAGACACUCAGGUGCAGUGGGUGCAAUCUCACAUACAUAUCAACGUCCCAGACCAUCCGGGAACAGCUGGACUUGCCACACCAAAAGCUGUUUCGGCUCAUCCUGACCCAGAAGUAUGCCUGUGACAUACGUGUCAUUCGCCUGAUGCGGGAUAGGACUCAGGGGAACAGCUCUGCACGGCUGCUGAAACAACUAAAAGAAAAUCAUGGGGAGGAAUGGCUGGAUAGGUUGGGGCAUUAUUUUGAAGAGUGCUCUAACUUUGUUAAUCGGCCAAGCCUGUUCCCAGUUGUGUGCCAGGAGCCCCCAGAGCCCGCUGAUGUCCCCACUGAUCGCUGGUUGCUGUCUGUGUAUGGCAGAGACAUCUUGUCACGCAUUGACCACAUCAAAGCCAGUCUCACAUCCACAGUAGGCACCAUAUUAAAGAUGGAUUCCUCCAAAAAGAUCACAAAGAAGCUGGCAGGACACAGCAAAGGAACGGCUCUGUGGGUGUCUUCUGUGGGCAAUGAGCUGGGCCAGAUCUUAAAUAGUGUGGUAACUGUGCAGGAGGGUCCAGGUCUUGACAGGAUGGCUGCUGGCCUGAUGGAGCGGUACCGCCAGGCUGGGGUUGCACCUCCUAAGGUCCUAUAUGUUGACUGUGGCUGCUGUGUGACUGAUGGGCUGAGCAAGCUGCAGGCAAGGUUUGGAGAGUGGCCAGAUCUCCACAUUCGACUUGAUAUUUGGCAUUUCAUGCAACGUCUGACUGUGGGAUGUACUACAGAUGCUCAUCCCCUUUAUCCUGCUUUCAUGAGAGCCCUGUCCUCGUGCAUCUUUGAGUGGGAUGCAGGGGAUCUUGACCUCCUCCGGAGAGCAAAAACAAAGCAGCUCCAACAAGAACAGAGACCUGGUAUAACCAGCAGCAUGGUGGACAGCCAAAUAACCAAAAACGAGCUGAGUACUUACUGCCGUAGGAGGACUCGGGGAGAGGAAGCAACACUUCUACAUAUAGAACGGCUGCUGGAGGAGCUGAGGGGUCCAAAAGGGAGAGACUUGAUGGGCGUCCCUCUGCUGGAUGAAGUGAGGAUGGAUCACAUCUGGCAUGUGCAAAAACGACACAUAAAAUGCAUCCAAGAUGUUCCAGGGAUUCAGUUGUACACUGAAGUAGGAAGUAUGAACAAAAAUGGCAUCAAGCUCACCAGCUACCGCUGUGCCGGAGGAUCAACAUCUCUGGAGUCUUUCCAUUGCCAUUUGAACAGGUUUAUUCCUGGAACAAGCGCAAAUCUGCUGAAUUUCCAGCUGUAUAUUCUGGAAGGCCUUAACAGGUGGAAUCAGGAUCGGGGCACUGCAGCAGUGAGCAGCAAGCCAUCGUGUCUUCUCACAUAUGCUGGAGACAUGACACAGUGCAUUAAUAAGAACAGCCUGAAGGUACUUGGAAGAGAGUACGUUCCAAACUUCACACCUCCAGCAAAAUACACAGGUGAGCUGCUGGGUGUUGACUACCUGUUAAGUCAAACGGGCAAGCCUCUAAAACCACAGCCUGACUCAGAGGAGACUGAUGGGCUUCUAGAAGAAGUGGAUCCAACUGAAGGGGAGGAAGAUGAAGGCUUCAUGGAUGAGGAUGAUUUGGACUUAGUGGUACCAGGACUUCAAGAUGGUGUCCUUCUCUCUGCGACCUCACAACUUGAAACCUUCACCCAGCAUGCUUCCACAUCCACUCAGCCUGCUUCCACAUCCACUCAGCCUGCUUCCACCUCCACUCAGCCUGCUUCCACAUCCACCCAGCCUGCUUCCACAUCCACCCAGCAUGCUUCCACCUCGACUCAGCCUGCUUCCACAUCCACCCAGCCUGCUUCCACAUCCACCCAGCCUGCUUCCACAUCCACCCAGCCUGCUUCCACAUCCACUCAGCCUGCUUCCACCUCCACUCAGCCUGCUUCCACAUCCACCCAGCAUGCUUCCACCUCCACUCAGCCUGCUUCCACCUCGACUCAGCCUGCUUCCACAUCCACCCAGCCUGCUUCCACAUCCACCCAGCAUGCUUCCACAUCCACUCAGCCUGCUUCCACCUCCACUCAGCCUGCUUCCACAUCCACCCAGCAUGCUUCCACCUCCACUCAGCCUGCUUCCACAUCCACCCAGCCUGCUUCCACAUCCACCCAGCAUGCUUCCACAUCCACUCAGCCUGCUUCCACCUCCACUCAGCCUGCUUCCACAUCCACCCAGCCUGCUUCCACAUCCACCCAGCAUGCUUCCACCUCCACUCAGCCUGCUUCCACAUCCACCCAGCAUGCUUCCACAUCCACUCAGCCUGCUUCCACCUCGGCUCAGCCUGCUUCCACAUCCACCCAGCAUGCUUCCACAUCCACUCAGCCUGCUUCCACCUCCACUCAGCCUGCUUCCACAUCCACCCAGCAUGCUUCCACAUCCACUCAGCCUGCUUCCACCUCGACUCAGCCUGCUUCCACAUCCACCCAGCCUGCUUCCACAUCCACCCAGCAUGCUUCCACAUCCACUCAGCCUGCUUCCACCUCCACUCAGCCUGCUUCCACCUCCACUCAGCCUGCUUCCACAUCCACUCAGCCUGCUUCCACAUCCACUCAGCCUGCUUCCACAUCCACUCAGCCUGCUUCCACCUCCACCCAGCCUGCUUCCACAUCCACUCAGCCUGCUUCCACCUCCACCCAGCAUGCUUCCACAUCCACUCAGCCUGCUUCCACCUCGACUCAGCCUGCUUCCACAUCCACCCAGCCUCCUGCUUCCACCUCCACUCAGCCUGAUUCCACAUCCACCCAGCACGCUUCCACAUCCACUCAGCCUGCUUCCACCUCGACUCAGCCUGCUUCCACAUCCACCCAGCCUGCUUCCACAUCCACCCAGCAUGCUUCCACAUCCACUCAGCCUGCUUCCACCUCGACUCAGCCUGCUUCCACCUCCACUCAGCCUGCUUCCACAUCCACCCAGCAUGCUUCCACAUCCACUCAGCCUGCUUCCACCUCGACUCAGCCUGCUUCCACCUCCACUCAGCCUGCUUCCACAUCCACUCAGCCUGCUUCCACAUCCACCCAGCAUGCUUCCACAUCCACUCAGCCUGCUUCCACCUCGACUCAGCCUGCUUCCACAUCCACCCAGCCUCCUGCUUCCACAUCCACCCAGGCUGCUUCCACAUCCACCCAGCCUGCUUCCACCUCCACUCAGCCUGCUUCCACAUCCACUCAGCCUGCUUCCACAUCCACUCAGCCUACUUCCACAUCCACUCAGCCUGCUUCCACCUCCACUCAGCCUGCUUCCACAUCCACCCAGCAUGCUUCCACCUCCACUCAGCCUGCUUCCACAUCCACCCAGCAUGCUUCCACAUCCACUCAGCCUGCUUCCACCUCGACUCAGCCUGCUUCCACAUCCACCCAGCCUGCUUCCACAUCCACCCAGCCUGCUUCCACCUCCACCCAGCAUGCUUCCACAUCCACUCAGCCUGCUUCCACCUCGACUCAGCCUGCUUCCACAUCCACCCAGCAUGCUUCCACAUCCACCCAGCCUGCUUCCACAUCCACCCAGCCUGCUUCCACCUCCACUCAGCCUGCUUCCACAUCCACCCAGCAUGCUUCCACAUCCACUCAGCCUGCUUCCACAUCCACUCAGCCUGCUUCCACAUCCACCCAGCCUGCUUCCACAUCCACCCAGCCUGCUUCCACAUACACCCAGCAUGCUUCCACCUCCACUCAGCCUGCUUCCACAUCCACUCAGCCUGCUUCCACCUCCACUCAGCCUGCUUCCACAUCCACCCAGCAUGCUUCCACAUCCACUCAGCCUGCUUCCACCUCGACUCAGCCUGCUUCCACAUCCACCCAGCAUGCUUCCACAUCCACUCAGCCUGCUUCCACCUCCACUCAGCCUGCUUCCACAUCCACCCAGCAUGCUUCCACAUCCACUCAGCCUGCUUCCACCUCGACUCAGCCUGCUUCCACAUCCACCCAGCCUGCUUCCACAUCCACCCAGCAUGCUUCCACAUCCACUCAGCCUGCUUCCACCUCGACUCAGCCUGCUUCCACAUCCACCCAGCCUGCUUCCACAUCCACCCAGCCUGCUUCCACAUCCACUCAGCCUGCUUCCACAUCCACUCAGCCUACUUCCACAUCCACUCAGCCUGCUUCCACCUCCACUCAGCCUGCUUCCACAUCCACCCAGCAUGCUUCCACCUCCACUCAGCCUGCUUCCACCUCCACCCAGCCUGCUGCCACUUCACAGGUUUUAACCUCCACCUAGUCUGCCAUAGCUUGCAAUAUGCCAUAGUUUUGAAUAAAUGGUAAACUGUAGAACAGUAGAUAAAUAAAACCACCAUAGCCCCAUCUGCUCAAUGGCCAGACUGCUGCCGCCUGGUUGAGACCAUAUUCGUUCGCCUUUGCAAUAUCCAUCGUAGUCCGAAAAAAAAAGGGACUAGCACAGUCUCAAGAUGGGAUCUGAUUCUUCAGGACUACAGAAAAAUCAGACAGCUAAUUUUAGCAAAUGGAGAUGUCAUGCAACAGACUACAUUGCAGCUGGUGGAUGUGAGCUACACCACCCUGGUUCAGUGGCAUAAUAAAAGGGUCAAAAGGCAAGAAACAGCUGUAGUGCAACAAGGGAUUAACUUUCCUAGCCGGUUUUCUAUAGCCAGCGAACCACUUCUCCCCGCCAAUAUACGUCCCCAUUAUGCCAUACCUCAUUCAGCACCAAUGCAUCUGUACAGUCUACCAGCUAACACUGUGGGACAGGCAAAAUUAAAAAGAAAGCUGCAGUUUACAGAUGGCAAAAAUCCAUCACAACAGCGGCAGCUUCUCCCUGCUC
This is a messenger RNA of Cyprinodon tularosa, 6669 nucleotides long. RefSeq lists its product as uncharacterized. Bases 1 to 6111 code for a protein of 2036 amino acids. Lineage: Eukaryota; Metazoa; Chordata; Actinopteri; Cyprinodontiformes; Cyprinodontidae. The transcript has 11 exons. The record is from RefSeq and is a predicted model, not a curated record.